AUGCCGCUCCUUGGGAUGCUGAUUGACAACAACAACAACAACAACUUGACCCCCGUAGCGCCACACCAGACCGGCCUGCAGCCUCGAAAGAACUGCUUCAAGCCUUUCGGAUCUGGAGAGCACGGCACAACGGCACCGGUCACCUUCUCCGCCGAGGCCCGCGACGUGAUUACUUGGGUCAUUGUCAAGACUCACUCCCGUGAUCGCGUCCAGUGGGAGGCAGAGACCAAGGACGAGCGCCGCCGCAGAUGCAAACAAAACGCCAUUGACGAAUACUGGGAAUGUGAGUCCGAAUUCAUCGAGAUAAUCAAUGUGACAGACCCAGACGACGCGCGGUUCGAAGUGGAGAUGAUCAAUGUGACAGACCCAGACGACGGGCGGUUCGAAGUCUGCCCAAUGGAACGCCAGAAGCGGGAGUUGCGGACCGAGCACAACACGGAGCUGAACAUGAUGGGGUGGUGGUUUCCAUCGUAA
This is a messenger RNA of Parathielavia appendiculata, 474 nucleotides long. RefSeq lists its product as uncharacterized. The transcript has 2 exons. Bases 1 to 474 code for a protein of 157 amino acids. The record is from RefSeq and is a predicted model, not a curated record. Lineage: Eukaryota; Fungi; Ascomycota; Sordariomycetes; Sordariales; Chaetomiaceae.